AGAAAAGUAAAUAAUGUUUACACGGAUACCCUGGUUCAGGUUGCAGACAGAUGGCGAUGAAAAAGAGUUGUUGGAACGAAAUUGUCGGAGUGUCAAAGUAUUGAAGAAAAAUCGUGAACCAGUGAAAAAUUUGAUAUAAUCAAAGUUAUUUAAAAUACUUACACUGAAUAAUGUUAUAAUAUAAUGAUUAUAGUAUUUAAUGAUAUGAGUAAAGUGUAUAUAUUCAAUAUAUUUUGGAGUGUGUUGGCUAAUGGGCGAAGUCACCAAGUGAAAAUUUCAGUGAAGCAGAUUAAUUAGCUAUAAAAAUCAAUAUUAAAUUAAUAUAAAAAAUAACAAUAAAUAACGUGCAAAAGUGCUAAGCAAAUAAUUUACUAUUAUACCGGUUAAAGUCAAUUCGUCGAUUUUUCUACUCUGAAAAAAUUGUUAUAAUUAACGAGCACCGCCCUUAAAUAGUGUACCAAGUACCGAGUGUUGAUGCGAAUACAUAAAUAGAGUUCUUUGAAUUUUUAUUCAAACAAUCUAGGACAAUAUAUCUGGAUUAACAACAAUAAUUUUUGGCAUAUCGGCGUAAUGUUAUUACAUUAAAAGGCUGGGACUGUGCGAAAUUGCUUUUCGAUAAAAACCGAAAAUUGUCUCCGCAAUGAAUGAACUCAAUUGGCAACGCGUCAGACUAACCGAGGGCAACAUUGAAACUAUUUUCACUUAUACUCAGGAGCCAAAUUGCCGCCGUUGUGAUUAGCAUCAUCCAUAAAUCUAGUGAGAACCCGUAGGACGACGCCUCCUCCGCGCUUAGAGGAGCACUGGAAUGUUGGAAUAUCCCCAACGAUUUGCUCGCAAUAUCCCCGAUUCCUCAACGGCGAGUAACGUACCGAUAAAUCAACAACAACAUCAACAUCAAUUACACCAUCACAAUCAUAAUCACCAGCAAUCACAUAAACAACCACACGUAUUGAUAGGCAGUAGUAGUGGUGGUGGCUUAGUCGGUGCCCACUACCACCAACAAUAUCCACUUCAGCCAUAUCCAGCAACACCGGGUUCGCCAGCACAUCAACAUCGGCAUACACCACAACAACAACACGCAACAGCGAUUGCCGUGGCCGCCUCAUAUCAACCACGCUCACAGUCGCAACAGCAGCAGCAGCAACACCAACGCACCCUGUCGACCGCAUCCAGUUGUAGUGCACAGCACAAGAGCGUGACCUUCGGUCAAGUGACGGCAGCGUCAAAUAUCGCCGGAUACCCAGGCGAUUACAGCGGCGGCAGCAGCAGCGGUAACUCCAGUUGCGGUCAACAAUCAAUGGCGGGCAACAUGAAACACGGCAAAUCACAAGAAGACGUUUGCUACGUUGUAGCCAAAUACGAUUAUGCGGCGCAAGGUGCGCAAGAAUUAGAUUUGCGAAAAAAUGAACGCUAUUUACUGCUAGACGAUUCGAAACAUUGGUGGCGUGUGCAAAAUAAUCGCAAUCUGUCAGGUUAUGUGCCUAGCAAUUAUGUGAAGAAGGAGAAACCGUCAUUAUUCGAUAGCAUUAAGAAAAAGGUGAAAAAAGGCUCUGGUUCGAAAACAUUACCAAAUUGUUCCCCCUCAAGACAAAUUGAAAGUCCAACAAUGUCGCGGCGUUUACCACCAGAUCCAGCCGAAGCUAUUGGCACUGCAAUCGUUAAAUAUAAUUAUCAAGCCCAACAGCCAGACGAACUGUCACUGAGCAAAGGAACACGUAUCCUCAUACUCGAAAAGUCAAACGAUGGCUGGUGGCGUGGCCAGAGUGGAAAUGCCGUCGGAUGGUUUCCAAGUAAUUACACAACUGAGGAUUGUGAUAAUGACGGUGAAAUACACACAUAUGCCAUGGCGGAGAAUGUGCUGGACAUUGUGGUCGCGCUUUAUAGUUUCUCAUCGAACAAUGACCAAGAACUGUCAUUUGAGAAAGGUGACAGACUCGAAAUUGUCGAUCGUCCAGCAUCUGAUCCAGAUUGGUAUAAGGCAAGAAAUAAUCAAGGUCAAGUCGGUUUAGUUCCACGCAACUAUCUCCAAGAGUUAAACGAUUAUCUAGCUACACCGUUCCGCAAUAAUAGCGGUGGCAACGGCAAUGGCGGCGGAGGCGGUAGCAGUGGCGGUGACUCAAUCGAUCGUCGCAAUGACGGCAUGUCAGCACAAUCGUCACCACCUAUGGCACCUAUGGAAAGGCCAAAUUUGGCUGGAAAAUCUUGGUAUUAUGGCGCUAUCACCCGUAGCCAAUGUGACACAGUAUUGAAUCAACAUGGACAUGAUGGUGAUUUCCUUAUACGAGAUAGUGAGACUAAUAUGGGUGAUUAUUCGGUUUCUCUUAAGGCGCCAGGCCGCAAUAAGCACUUCCGUGUACACGUUGAGAAUAGCAUGUACUGCAUUGGCCAACGUAAAUUUCACACACUAGAUCAAUUAGUAGAUCAUUACCAAAGAGCACCGAUUUAUACGAAUAAGCAAGGCGAAAAAUUAUAUUUGGUACGACCGUUACCAAAGGCAAACGGCACGUAAGCAAACUACAUUUGCGGCAGCAGUUUGGCAUAAUCCUCGUUAUGCCAAUACAUUACAUUCAUCAGAAAAAAAUAUACGCAACUAAAUAGUAACACACAACUCAUAAAUAUAUAAAUAUUCAUCGAUACUGGGCAUUUUAGGAAGUUUGCUGAUGUUGCUACUACUGCUGCUACUACCGUCUCGCGGUAUCACCGCAACAAAUUUAAUAUAAUUAUAUAAUUUUACCGAUAUACAUAAAUGUAAUGAAAUAUACAACAUUACUUAUAACGAUUAAUGUGUAAAUGAAAAGCCACAGCAAGCGCUAAAACAAAGUAAGCAAAUUUAAAAACAAUAAAAAAUAAAAAUAAAGCAACAACAAACAUGAUAACAAUUAGAAAGAGAUGAGUAUCGUCAAAUUAUCACAAUUUAAUGCGAAACCUUUGCUAUUUUAAGCUUUAAAGAGCAAAUUAAAUAACGUAGAAGCGACUACCAAAAUACGAAAAAUUAAAUUUAUAUAUUAUACAAUAUAUACAUAUAUAUUGCAUAAAUUUAUGAAUCAAUUAAUGGAUACAAAUAUAUAUAUAUAUAUAUAUAUAUAUAUAUAUAAAUGAGCGUAAUAACUGGCACUUGCAUAUUAUGGUAUUAUAUAUUUUAGUUGAUAAUUAUUACCAUAGUUAUUAUCUUCGAUUAUUUGUUCUUCUUCAACUCUAAUGAAGACAGUUUUGAAGAAAGCAAGCACGGAAAAAAGCGGGUUAAUUCGAGUUAAGUUGCUAACAAUUUUCAAGUAGCCAGCAUUUUCGACAAUAUUUGUUCCAGCGCUACAUUACGCGCUGCAAAAUGUGAACGUGUGCGCACUGAAAUCUCAUUGUUUAUUGCAAACAUAUUUAUAGAUAUUUAUAUUAGAUUUAGAAGAAGCGAUUGAUUUUAAACAUCAGAUAAGUUUUUUUACAAUGUACAAGUGAAAAAAUAUUUUGGUUGUUGCUAAAACUAUUUUAGGUAGAUAUGAAAACACAAUUUUUGAGCUUAAUUGACUUAAAUUAAUGCUUCACUGUUUAUGGGCGCGAGUUUGAGAGCAUUUUUUAAGCGCGAAAUUUGUUGUAAAUAUUUGUAAUUAUUAAACAUACUAUUUGGAGUAAUAUUUUCGAAAAUAAAGUAGCAUUUUCCUAUAUUCUACAAAAGAAUUUUAUUACACAAAGUGCUUGUCGAUUUUUUAAAUUUUUAAAAUACUCAUACUUAUUGCUUUGUUAAUUUUCAUAUGAGAUAACUUGUUUUGUAACUUGGAGAACGCAAAUGUCCUUAUUGUUUUAGUUAUUUUAUGUACAUAUAUAUGAUGACUACUCGAAAAUUUAGUAUUGGAUCGUAAUUUGUUCUUACAUGCCUGCAUUCCAAGAAAAGGGCUAUGCAACUAUUUGAAGCUUGUUUUGUCACUGAAAUGAGAAACAUUGCAGCAAAUAUUUGUUAAAUUUUCUUCGAACAAUCAGGGUUACAUCUACGAUAGAAUUCAUUUGUAGCGAUGGAUUGCGUACUUUUUUGAUUGAUAAAAUACCGAUAUAUAUACCGAUCCAAAUUAUGGAACAAAAUCGCAUACUUUUCCUUGUGUAAUAUUAAAAUGCUCAAGCCAUUUAGUAGGUGAAAAAUUCAAUAGUUUUCUUUCUGCACUCUCUGAUGGUUUAGUGAAGUCUAACUUAACAAAAUGUGAAUAUAAUUUAGUGAAAUGGAAUCUAAAAUAACGUUUAAUAUGAUUUUCACUACAAAAAAAUGAAUGCUUUGAAUGCUAAUGUAAAAUAAAAUAAGUAUAUUAUACAGUAAAAGCUUUUAAGGAAAGGUCUGAUAUGAAGUCAUGUAUAUCCACAAAUAUAAUUACCAUAUAUCAUAAUUACAAAAGACAAAAAAUCAUACCAUAUGAGAAAUUAACAAAAUAAUAAACGUAUGAGGCCAGAGACUUUGCAAAAAUGUGCUAAGAAACGAAAAAAGAUUUUAAAGGGUUUGUGAUUAUGCUGGUUCGAAUUUUUCUAACUUAUCAGUUGCGCCACUUAAGUAAAAGAAAAAACAAACGAAAAAUUCUUUUACAAAACACAAUUUCAAAAAUUAUCAGCUAUUUAGUCCACAAAAAAACCGAGUUUUGCGUACUUACAAAUAGCUCCCUUUAUUUUCGUACAGCUUGCACAGACAUACUAGUAUGUAGUAAGCUAUAUAAAGUAAAUUGAAAAAUAAACAAUACUUUAUAUAUACAUAAACCAUAAAAUAUUGUAACAUGUACACUAUAAUAUGCAAAUAAUAUAUGUAUGAAAUUUCAUUACUAUUAUAAAUUAUUCAAAAACAUAUAUUAUAUAAAAAAUAAAACACUGAAAAAAUGAAGUAAACAUAUUUUAAAUAGAACAGACUAACGUAGGAAAAUAAAAGUAAUGAUUAUAUAAACAUAUAUAUAUGUGCUGUACUAGUAUGUGUAAAUGUCAUUCGUGGUCUCAUGCACCUAUGUAUGUAUGUACGUAGCUGCUCAGCUCUGUAGUCAACUAUUUAGCACUAAAACAACUGAGCAACUGAGCAACGGAGCGCCAAAAUCCGGUAAACACUUUCGAACCAGCCCAGCUGCUUCCUUUUAUUAUUAAAUGUACUAAAUUAUUAUAUUAUAAAUAUAAAAAUAAAUAUUAUAUAAGUAAUACGACAAAAAUAAUGCUCUAAAAGUCCCACUUGCGAAUAUAAAUAGUUUAAUUCUUAACUUUUUAAAUUUAAAAUAUUUAAAAAAGUAAUUAUUAUAAGACAGAUAAAAGAAUGCAGACGAUUACUGCAGAGUGUUGGAACUUUAAAUAUGGAAGAGAUAUGAGUUUCAAUAAUAAAUGACGAAUAUUUAGAAGAAAUAAUAUUAAUUUCGUAAGUAGCUUUUUUAAUUUGUUUUAACUUUUCACUGUGUUCAGAACGAAGUAAAUAGUCAUUAUUGAUUGUAUGCCAAUAUAAUGCAUACAAAUAAAGUUAUUUAUGUUCUUUUUAAUGUUUUAAUUUAAAUAUAAAGCUCUAUAAUUGUACUCCUCUGCCUCAUAAGUAUAAAGAAUAUUCCCAAACGAAAUCUCUUCAUUGCCGAAUUUGCGUUUAUAGCCAAGCGCUAUGCUUCCAUUUCUUAAGAAUGUCUUUUUUCAUCAAAAUAUUAGGAAAGUCAUAAUAGUUCGGCGCUCUUGGUUAUAUGACCAUUUUUUUUCGAACCAUUCACGUAGAUGUGCAUAUUGUGACCAAGAGCUCAACUGACUUAAUAAUAGUGCCGCAAGCAGUAUAAAAUAGUCGUUUAGAAAAAUUUCAUCAUUCACUAUGUGCUGCACUUGGGUAAGUUACUUAUUCUUGCAUAUCUAUUGCUUUCUCUAUAUAUGUAACCAACAUUUUUAUAUUUUUAUGUAAGUAUUGUAAAUUUUUUUUUAUUUGUUAAAGAAAAUUUGUAAGUGAAUGUAAAACAAAAUAAAUAUAAAUUAAUGAAUACACAAUUAAUAUAAUAAAUAUUAUUAAAUGACACAGUAAACCGAAUUAGUACCAUGUGUAGUUGUACCUUUUUUCUACUUAUUUAAUAUGCGCAAUUUUUUACUUUGAAUAAUGAACGGAAAACAUGAAAACUAUAAAAAAAAAAAAACACACACACAU
Messenger RNA from Bactrocera oleae (olive fruit fly), 6112 nucleotides. It is a transcript of the gene dock, whose product is annotated as SH2/SH3 adaptor protein dock. NCBI's taxonomy places the organism in Eukaryota, Metazoa, Arthropoda, Insecta, Diptera, Tephritidae. Gene Ontology annotation, biological process: signal transduction; cell migration. The record is from RefSeq and is a predicted model, not a curated record. Gene Ontology annotation, molecular function: receptor tyrosine kinase binding; signaling adaptor activity.